GUGUUGAUGGAACAAUACCGGCAGAGAUGUUUCUAGAACAGACCUUGGUGAUGUUCCCUGCUAAUUGUGCUUGCAGGAAUAGACACUAAUUGAAGAAUGAUGCUUGUGUCAGACACUGAAGAAGCAACAAGUCUUGCUGUAAUCUGUGGUGGGGACGGCAUUACAAGCUGGCAGGUUUUGGUGGAUGGUCUCCCUGGUUUGGUGACAAUGACUCAGUGAGCAGAGCUUUUCUGAUGGCUGUGGCUGGUUGGUUUUGUUUUCCCUUGGGGACAAGUGAGAAAAGUCACCUGUGCUGCAAUGGAAACGGCCCUCGUGAUACUGAUGCAUCCCCACAGGAGUCUGUGCUCAUCAAAGGCUUUGAGACUUGCUCCAGCUCCUCAGCAGCUGCCAUUUUACAUUUUAGUGUUCUCCAGCAGGACUUUGAAACAAGGUUAAAGUGGUGAAUGAGCCACCAUGUCAUCAGAUCAGGAAUCCAUUUUCUCUGAGUAUGAGACUGAAACCAGCCAGACAUCAAAGCUGUUAAGGAAAUUUAAAGAGACACCAUUUGUACCAAUUGGGAUGGCUGGCUUUGCCAUGGUGGUUGGCUAUGGAUUGUACAGACUGAAGCACAGAGGCAACAUGAAGAUGUCACUUCACCUGAUUCACAUGCGUGUGGCAGCCCAGGGCUUCGUCGUGGGAGCGAUAACGUGCGGUGUGCUGUACUCCAUGUUUCGGGACUACAUGUGGAAGCCCAAGGAGUAAUGGAAAGACGUCUGAAACCUGUGUCCUAGUGGUGACCUGUGUACUGCAGCUACAAACCUCAUAUGGAGGGGUUCUUGAAGGGGGGGAAAGAAUAAGAGAGAGUUGUCCUACAUUUAUUGUUUUGUAUGCUACGCUGUCUUGAAGCUGUCAGCCUGUGCAUUGGGGAGCGAGCAUCAGGGCCUGUUUCUUUUCUGAUUGGCGCUACCAUAUCCCAGUUUUUAGGGGAUAUAGUAGAGUACAAUCCCUUUAUUUUCCCCUUUGAUUGUAAAUUAAGUCCUAAAAUUGAUGACUCGUGCUUUUUUGCUACCCUUGUCCAAGACCACAAAGCCUGAACUAGCUUCUGCUGGGGCUCGGGCAGAACGUGGAGGCCGUGUCUGUGUGAUAGUGUUGUGAACGCUCUGCUGCCUUUUUCUGUCCUAUAUGUUUGUCAGCCUCCAGCUUUGUAAUUUAGACGCUUCCCGUAGCACUAAAUAACUUCUAAACUAUUGGGAGAGAUAUCAACAUCUAUAUUUUAUUUAAGGCAUAAGUAUUUGGUAUGUUGCAGCUAUUGAAAUGUUAUAUUUAUUGACUGUUAACGAAGACACAGGCUCCCUAUUUUUAAUACAGAUUUUCACACUUGAAUUACUAUUUUUUGUAACUUUAUUUACAGUGUUCUUCUAAAUAACACUUAAAUGUAACAUUUAAGCUACAUACUGCAAACAAAUAAACCUUGAUUUGGUGUUCUGA
This is a messenger RNA of Colius striatus (speckled mousebird), 1467 nucleotides long. RefSeq names its product HIG1 hypoxia inducible domain family member 1A (gene HIGD1A). Bases 454 to 741 code for a protein of 95 amino acids. The record is from RefSeq and is a predicted model, not a curated record. Gene Ontology annotation, biological process: mitochondrial respirasome assembly; negative regulation of apoptotic process. Gene Ontology annotation, cellular component: mitochondrion. The transcript has 4 exons. Lineage: Eukaryota; Metazoa; Chordata; Aves; Coliiformes; Coliidae.